Molecule: messenger RNA, 1565 nt
Organism: Hyalella azteca
Lineage: Eukaryota; Metazoa; Arthropoda; Malacostraca; Amphipoda; Hyalellidae
Exons: 6
Coding region: 196-1512 (438 amino acids)
Source: RefSeq, a predicted model, not a curated record
CUAGUGUCUGUGUGCCGUCUAGUGUCUGUGUGCCGUCUGUCUUUCUUCUCGUCCACGACACUACUUGAAGAGUGACGCGUCUGCCUUCGGCUCCUUGUUCCUGCGGCUUUCAGCGAAUCACUCCUCCCACCAUCGAUUCGGCAGACAGCCUUGGUACUUCUCUCACCACCGUUCUAGAGCUACUCUCGCACCACCAUGAACGCGGUGCAGAGCUUAGUAGACAAGAAGAGGUGGCUUGAAGCGGCCCAAUACGUGGUCGAUAAGGGGCAGUACGCAACGGUGUCUCAACUCAAGAACGAGGAAGCCAGAGACCACGAGGACGAUUCCCUCUCAGACGAGGACUGCCCUAGCCUUGACCAGCGUGUGGUAUACGGGCUAAUCAUGUCGAUCAAAAAUCCUAAAGAUAAGGAGAACGCCAAGAGGUUGGCCUACCAGCGGCUAGGAAAGCCACUAACAUCGUACAAGCGGCUUAUUUUAUUGAGGGAACCGCAAGAAGGCAAGGCCUUCUACAUAAUCGCUGCCAACGACACGGAAGCGUAUCGCCUGUUCACAAUACCGAACGUGGCAUUCGUCGGUGCCUGGGUUGCCAUCUACGAGCCUCAGGCGGAUGGUUCAAUUCAUGGAGUUCCUGUGCUGAAAACGGCAACAUCACUUGUGCCCAUUGACCUAUCCCCAUCAACUUCGCUCAUUUCUCUAAACAGUACGGUCGGUGGAGUUACAGCCAGUGAGCCUGUGCAAACCUUCCUACUUGAAGUACCGGCAGCGAGAGUGAAGUUUGAAGCUGCGGGGCUCGUGAACGCAUGCUCCUCGCUUAUGUGCGAUAGCGGAGAAAAAGCCACGUCAAGUGAAGCGAAGUGUCCGGCAAUGGCUGGGGGCCGAGCAGGAGCCAAAGCCCUGAAGUGCUCGGUUACCGUGCGAAAGCACGGUAUCUACCGUGUGGACUAUUGCAGUGAGGUGCUGGCAAAGCUUUUCAUCUCGAAGACGGUCCUACAGUCAGACGACGUCGACCAAGACUUGGUCCGAGAAGGAAUAACCGAACUAAUGAAGCAACUUGCUGCAAAGGGAGUUAAUUUCGUUGUUGGGGGUUGGUAUAAGCUGUCGACGACGACGGCGGAAUGCCCAGGAGAGGCCGCCGCGCAGAAGCGCAAUGUCCAUAUCUCGACGAUUCGGCCCAACAAGCUCCUUAGAAAUGACGAACUAAUCCAGCCGCCAACUCCUGUGAUUCGUAGACCUCCAGUAGCCACCCCAAGCGCCGCCGUGCCUAAUGUUAACAUGGCUCGUUUCAUGACCGGAAACCUUACCGAGUCCUCGGAUGAUGAACUUCAAGUUCAGGUACACCGACCCAGUAUCGGAGCAGUUGCUGGCACCUCUGGUAACACGCGACGUAAAACCCUGCAAGCGGCGAAGACUAAGAAACAACGCACACGGGAACAGGAAGACGAGGCCAUAACGUUGGAAGGACAAGAAGAUAUAUAUGAAGACGAGAUUACGUUGGAGGUAGAGGAGAAUUAAUCCUUGGCGAAUAAAAUCAAAUAUGACUUCGUUUUUUUUUCAUUUAAUAGAGA